Messenger RNA from Acipenser ruthenus (sterlet), 17162 nucleotides. Its product is annotated as voltage-dependent P/Q-type calcium channel subunit alpha-1A-like. The transcript has 51 exons. The coding region runs from base 16 to 7938 and encodes 2640 amino acids. Gene Ontology annotation, cellular component: voltage-gated calcium channel complex; neuronal cell body; membrane. Gene Ontology annotation, biological process: chemical synaptic transmission; calcium ion import across plasma membrane. The record is from RefSeq and is a predicted model, not a curated record. Gene Ontology annotation, molecular function: high voltage-gated calcium channel activity; calcium ion binding. Lineage: Eukaryota; Metazoa; Chordata; Actinopteri; Acipenseriformes; Acipenseridae.
GCUUCACGUUCAUGGAUGAGCAGCAGACAGCAGACUCGCCGGCCGAGGCAGAAGGAGCUCCACCACCAACACCAUCAACACCAACACAACCACCUGCGCCAACAGCACCGCGCCCCUCCGAGCACCGGGGGCAGCCUCCUGGCUCCUCCCAGCUACUACCACGCGGUGUUCGACGUGAGGGUGGAGUCCAGCCGCGACUCCGGUUUCUCCUUCGCCGGCGAUGGGCCCCCUCCCCCCGGCACCCGCCUCGCCCCCGCCAGCCUCUACCUGCACAUGAGCGCUGACGGCUCGGAGGCGCCCCCUGUCUACCGCCGCAGGGGCGGCGUGGUGGACCACCGCGAUGUCAUCAAGGCUCACGAGGCGCACAAGAUCCAGAGCACCCCACAGGCGCUGCGCAAGGAGUGGGAAAUGGCGAGGUUUGGAGACGAGGUGCCGGCCAGGUAUGGAGGCGUCCCCGGGCAAGGGGGUCCCGGACGCGGCGGGAGCAGACAGGGCGGCCCGCCCGGCGCCCAGAGGAUGUACAAGCAGUCGAUGGCACAGCGAGCCCGGACCAUGGCCCUUUACAACCCGAUCCCGGUCCGACAGAACUGCCUCACCGUCAACCGGUCCCUGUUUCUGUUCAGCGAGGAUAACCUGGUGAGAAAAUACGCGAAAAAAAUCACCGAAUGGCCUCCUUUUGAAUAUCUGAUUUUAGCCACUAUCAUUGCAAACUGUAUAGUAUUAGCCUUGGAGCAGCAUCUGCCCGACGGAGACAAGACGCCCAUGUCAGAGCGCCUGGAUGACACUGAACCGUAUUUCAUUGCGAUCUUUUGCUUUGAGUCUGGAAUUAAAAUCCUGGCUCUGGGAUUCGCGUUGCACAAGGGAUCCUACCUGCGGAACGGCUGGAACAUCAUGGACUUCGUGGUCGUUUGCACAGGCAUCCUGGCGACGGCGGGCUCGGACUUUGACCUGCGAACUCUGCGGGCAGUGCGAGUGCUGCGGCCCCUCAAGCUUGUGUCAGGAAUCCCGAGUUUACAAGUGGUUCUCAAGUCCAUCAUGAAGGCCAUGAUCCCUCUGCUGCAGAUCGGGCUGCUCCUGUUCUUUGCUAUCCUCAUGUUCGCCAUCAUCGGGCUGGAGUUCUACAUGGGCAAGUUUCACACCACCUGCUUCGACAUCUUCACAAGGGAGAGGCGAGAGGACUACCCCUGCGGGAAGGAGCUCCCGUCCCGGCUGUGUCCCAACGGGACAGAGUGCCGAGGGUACUGGAUCGGACCCAACUACGGCAUUACCCAGUUCGACAACAUCCUGUUCGCUGUGCUCACCGUCUUCCAGUGCAUCACCAUGGAGGGCUGGACCGACCUUCUCUACUAUAGCAAUGACGCCUCAGGGAAUGCCUGGAACUGGUUAUACUUCAUCCCGCUCAUCAUCAUCGGCUCCUUCUUCAUGCUGAAUCUGGUGCUGGGUGUCCUGUCUGGGGAGUUUGCCAAAGAGAGGGAGAGGGUUGAGAACAGGAGCGAGUUCCUGAAACUGCGGCGGCAGCAGCAGAUCGAGAGGGAGCUCAACGGCUACCUGGAGUGGAUCUGUAAAGCAGAAGAAGUGAUCCUGGCUGAGGAUGAGACGGACCCGGAUGAUAGGAUGCCCUUUGAUGGCUCUCGGAGGAGACCCACGAUCAAGAAGAGUAAGACUGAUCUGCUGAACCCCGAGGAGGGAGAGGAUCACCUGGGGGACAUUCCCUCUGUCGGCUCUCCGUUUGCCCGGGCCAGUAUUAAAAGUGUCAAGCUAGAGGGCUCCACCCCGUUCAACAAGAAGGAGCGACGGCUGAGGUUCUUUGUUCGCCGCGUGGUCAAAACUCAGGCCUUUUACUGGACUGUGCUGAGUCUGGUCGGCCUCAACACUAUGUGUGUAGCCAUCGUGCAUUACAACCAGCCAGACCUGCUCUCAGAUUUCCUGUACUUUGCAGAAUUUAUUUUCUUAGGACUCUUUAUGUCCGAAAUGUUUAUAAAAAUGUACGGACUGGGGACCAGGCCUUACUUUCACUCCUCUUUCAACUGCUUCGACUGUGCAGUUAUAAUAGGCAGUAUUUUUGAAGUUAUGUGGGCAGUAGUGCAGCCCGGAACCUCCUUCGGAAUCAGUGUUUUACGAGCUCUCAGGUUAUUGAGGAUUUUCAAAGUUACAAAGUACUGGGCGUCUCUGCGUAACCUGGUAGUGUCUCUGCUCAGCUCCAUGAAGUCCAUCAUCAGUCUGCUCUUCCUGCUCUUCCUCUUCAUUGUGGUCUUCGCUCUGCUGGGCAUGCAGCUCUUUGGGGGCCAGUUUAAUUUCGAUAGCGGCACACCAUCCACCAACUUCGACACCUUCCCUGCAGCAAUAAUGACUGUGUUCCAGGUCCUGACGGGAGAGGACUGGAACAUGGUGAUGUACGACGGGAUCGAGUCUCAGGGAGGAGUCAACAAGGGCAUGGUCUUCUCCAUCUACUUCAUCGUGCUCACUCUCUUCGGGAACUACACCCUGCUCAACGUAUUCUUGGCCAUCGCUGUCGACAAUCUGGCCAACGCACAGGAGCUAACCAAGGAUGAGCAGGAGGAAGAGGAGGCCACUAGCAAGAAAAAUGCGCUUCAGAAAGCCAAGGAGGUGGCGGAAGUGAGUCCUCUGUCUGCAGCCAACCUCUCCAUCGCAGCAGUGACAGUAAACACUGAGGUCCUGCACGGUACAGAAAGCUUACUGGACCGGAAGGAGCAGCAGAAGAACAUGAAGGGGGGAAAGUCGGUGUGGGAGCAGCGCACCAGCGAGAUCCGCAAGCAGAACCUGAUGGCCAGCAGGGAGGCGCUGUACAACGAGCUGGAACCCGAGGACCGCUGGAAGGCGCAGGUAUCGUACUCACGGCACAUCCGCCCUGACAUGAAGACGCACCUGGACCGCCCCCUGGUGGUGGACCCACAGGAGAACCGCAACAACAACACCAACAAGACACGUCCGAGCGACCCUGCGGGAGAGCAGCGGCUGAGCCAGCAGCGCGCAGAGGAGUUCCUGAGGAAGCAGGCGCGCUACCACGAGCGGCCACAGGGGGGUGGUGGUGGCGGCGGGGGCAACCGGCCCUACGAGCGUGCAGACUCCAGCGAGACCAGGAGGGGCCAGCGCAGCAGCAGCAAGGAGCCCGACCCCAGCCAGCACGCAGACAUGCACCGCGGACACAACCAGGACUGCAUGGACCCCAGGGAGGGAGGGGGUGGGGGAGGAGAGCGCAACAGGGACCCCCACCGGCGCCACCAGCACAGGCAGCCUGGCCGCAGCAAGGAGGGGCGCAGCGUGUCCCCCCGCGGAGACGGGCUGAGCGAACACCGCCGGCCCAAGCCUCCUCACCGCUGGCCUGGGGAGGAGGAGGAGGGGACAGGGGGGGGAGGCAGGGGCUCCGGAGGGGGGGACAGGAGAGGGGGGAGGCACAGAGGAGGGGGAGAGGGAGGCGGAGGGAACAGGGGCAUUAACCGGCAGGACACGGGAGACAGCGAGCAGCCUGACAGUGUGGACCGGAGGAGGAGGCAUCGGCAAGCAGCCCAGUCCACCUACGAGACGGAGGGCAAGAGAGAGGGAGAGCGCAGGCACCGGCGCAGGAAAGAGGGGCAGGGUAACGGUCCCUCCUCGGGUCCAAACCUGUCCACCACGCGGCCCAUCCAGCAGGACCUGUCCCGGCAGGACAGCCAGCAGCACCCGGAGGACAUCGACAACAUGAAGAACAACAAGCUGGCCACGCAGCCCCCCAACUCCCGGAGCCUUGGCAACAACACCACCGCCGCGCCACAGAGCCCUGCCCGACUGGCAAACCACAGCAACCCCAACCCCAACCCCAACAACACCACCAACCCCAACCCUAACCCCAAUGCGCCCAACAACGUGCUCAACCGCAAGGCACCAGGGGGCAACCCGCCAGGGGGCAACCCGCACAAGCCCCCCGAGAACAGCUUGAUCCUCACCAACCCCAGCUCCACCCCCACCAACAACCCGGCCAAGACCAACAGCAAGAAGCCCGAGCACACCGCCGUGGACAUCCCACCAGCCUUCCCCAAGGAGAACGCCACUCUGCAGGUGAACAAGAACGCAAACACCGAGCCGCUGCCCAAGAAGGAGGAGGAGAAGAAGGAGGAGGAAGAGGAGUUUGAGAAGCAAGGGGGCGACGGGCCCAAACCAAUGCCUCCCUACAGCUCCAUGUUCAUCCUCUCCACCACCAACCCGUUCCGCAGGCUGUGCCACUACAUCGUCACGCUGCGCUACUUCGAGAUGUGCAUCCUGCUGGUGAUCGCCAUGAGCAGCAUCGCGCUGGCCGCUGAGGACCCCGUGCAGCCAGACUCCCCCCGCAACAUCGUUCUUCGGUACUUUGACUACGUGUUCACUGGCGUCUUCACAUUCGAAAUGUUAAUCAAGAUGGUGGAUCUGGGUCUGGUCCUGCACCAAGGCGCCUAUUUUCGAGACCUCUGGAACAUCCUGGAUUUUAUAGUGGUUAGUGGUGCCCUGGUGGCCUUCGCCUUCACGGGGAGCAGUAAAGGAAAAGACAUCAGCACCAUCAAGUCUCUGCGAGUCCUCAGGGUGCUGAGACCUCUCAAGACCAUCAAGCGAUUGCCCAAGCUCAAGGCGGUGUUUGACUGUGUGGUAAACUCCUUGAAGAAUGUGCUCAAUAUCCUCAUUGUCUACAUGCUCUUCAUGUUCAUCUUCGCUGUGGUGGCGGUGCAGCUCUUCAAGGGACGCUUCUUCUUCUGCACCGACGAGUCCAAGGAGCUGGAGCGCGACUGCAGAGGGGAGUACCUGGUGUACGAGCGACACAACGAGGUGAAGGCACAGAAGCGCGAGUGGAGGAAGUACGAUUUUCACUACGACAACGUGCUGUGGGCUCUGCUGACCCUCUUCACUGUGUCCACAGGAGAGGGCUGGCCACAAGUUCUGAAGCACUCCGUCGAUGCCACGUAUGAGAACCAGGGCCCCAGCCCAGGGUAUCGCAUGGAGAUGUCGAUUUUCUACGUGGUCUAUUUCGUGGUGUUCCCGUUCUUCUUUGUGAACAUUUUCGUGGCCUUGAUCAUCAUUACCUUCCAGGAACAGGGCGACAAGAUGAUGGAGGACUACAGUCUGGAGAAGAACGAGAGAGCUUGCAUCGACUUUGCCAUCAGUGCCAGGCCCCUGACGCGGCACAUGCCUCAAAACAAGCAGAGCUUCCAGUACCGCAUGUGGCAGUUCGUGGUGUCGCCGCCCUUUGAAUACACCAUCAUGGCGAUGAUUGCGCUCAACACCAUCGUGCUCAUGAUGAAGUUCUACGGUGCGACAGACGCCUAUGAGGCAGUGCUAAAGAACCUGAACAUUGUGUUCACGGCACUCUUCUCAAUGGAGUGCGUUCUCAAAAUAAUUGCCUUUGGAAUUCUGAACUAUUUUCGAGACGCAUGGAAUAUUUUUGAUUUUGUCACAGUCAUGGGCAGCGUAACUGAUAUCUUGGUGACGGAGCUAGGGAAUAACUUUAUCAACCUGAGCUUUCUGAGGCUCUUCCGAGCGGCUCGGCUCAUCAAGUUGCUGCGUCAGGGCUACACCAUCCGAAUCCUGCUGUGGACCUUCGUUCAGUCCUUCAAGGCCCUGCCCUAUGUGUGUCUGCUAAUCGCCAUGCUGUUCUUCAUUUAUGCCAUCAUUGGCAUGCAACUGUUUGGGAACAUUGCCAUCGACGAGCAGGAGGAGAGUGCCAUCAACCAGCACAACAACUUCAGGACCUUCUUCCAAGCCUUGAUGCUGCUCUUCAGGAGUGCCACGGGGGAGGCGUGGCAUGACAUCAUGCUGGCCUGCCUGGGAGGGAAGGAGUGUGACGUGCGAUCGGGGACGAAGGAGCCCGAGUGCGGGAGUGUGUUCGCGUACCUCUACUUCGUCUCCUUCAUCUUCCUCUGCUCCUUCCUGAUGUUGAACCUGUUUGUGGCCGUCAUCAUGGACAACUUUGAGUACCUGACCAGGGACUCGUCCAUCCUGGGGCCUCACCACCUGGACGAGUACGUGAGGAUCUGGGCUGAGUACGACCCUGCCGCCUGCGGGCGAAUUCAUUAUAAGGAUAUGUACAGUUUAUUGCGUGUAAUCUCCCCCCCUCUCGGCUUAGGCAAGAAAUGCCCUCAUAGGGUGGCCUGCAAGAGGUUGCUCAGAAUGGAUCUGCCUGUCGCAGAUGACAACACAGUCCAUUUCAACUCCACCCUGAUGGCCUUGAUCAGGACAGCGCUCGACAUCAAAAUAGCUAAGGGAGGGGCAGACAAACACCAGAUGGACGCGGAGCUGCGGAAGGAGAUGAUGGCAAUCUGGCCGAACCUGUCUCAGAAGACACUGGACCUGCUGGUCACUCCGCACAAGGCAACUAGUGACUUGACGGUUGGGAAGAUCUACGCGGCGAUGAUGAUCAUGGAGUAUUACCGGCAGAGCAAAGCCAAAAAGCUUCAGGCUCUCCGGGAGGAGCAGAAUCGAACGCCAUUAAUGUUUCAGCGCAUGGAGCCUCCUUCCCCAACGCAGGAUGGGGGGCAGGGACUCAAUGGCCUGCCAGAUCCUCAGCAGGACCCUGACAGUGUCCCACAGGAGGGGGGGAUGCCGGAGAGCCAGUCCUGGGUGACUGCCAGAGCGCAGGAGAUGUUCCAAAAGGCAGGGAACUGGAGCCCAGAGAGAUACCCUGACGACAUGCAGGACACCCGGCACAACCCCCAGUCGGUAGAGAUGAGAGAGAUGGGGCAGGACGGUUACUCCGACAAUGAGCAAUAUCUUCCUAUAGAAGGGCACGGGAGAGCCACUUCCAUGCCUCGACUUCCUGCAGACAACCAAUAUCUCCCUAGCGGCCGGAGGAGAAAAGGGCGGCCCCGCGGAAAUAACCUCAGUACGAUCACGGACGAGAGCCCCAUGAAGCGCUCCGCCUCCAGCCUGGGACACGGGCGCUCCAAGGGCGUGCGGCUCGACGACUACUCGCUGGAGCGCGUCAUUCCUGAGGAGAACCAGCGGCACCACCGACGUCGAGAGAGGGGCCACCGCACCUCUGAGAGGUCACUGAGCCGCUACACUGACGCAGACACAGGGCUGGGCACGGACCUCAGCACUACCACGCAGUCUGGAGACCUGCCCCCCAAGGAGAAGGACCGGGAGCGUGGCCGGCCGAAAGACCGCAGGCACCACCACCAUCACCACCACCACCACGGCUCCGUAGACAAGGAGCGCUACACCCCCGAGCGGCAGGAAUACGGGGGCCAGCGGACACGGGACAGGCGGUGGUCACGCUCCCCCAGCGAGGGCCGAGACUGCAUGCCUCACAGACAGGGCAGUAGUUCGGUGAGUGGGAGCCCGGUCCCUUCAACGUCCGGCACCAGCACCCCGCGCCGCGGCCGGAGACAGCUCCCGCAGACCCCCGCCACUCCCCGGCCCCACGUCACCUAUUCCCCCGUGGUCCGCAAAGCCAUGAACGCGCCCCCCGGCGGCCCCCACUCGCAGUCCGGCAGGGUCCCCACCCCGGCCCCUCGCCGCUUCUCCCCCCCUCCUCCUGAGCACCUCCACCGCCACCGCUCCCCGCCCCGGAACAGCCAGUCCCCGAGGGCGCACAGGAACGUCCCCGGCAGCCGGUGGUCCACGGCCAGCUCGCACAUGUCUCAGCAGGAGGAGCACGACGCGGACGACGGCUGCUAUUACCAGCGCUCCGGCUCUGAGGAGGAGGACCCGUUGGCCUUCCAGGAGGCGCCCAGCCACUCUCCCAGGACUGCCCGCCGGGGGCACGGCUCACCCCCCGCCUCCCGGCACCCUGCUGGCCCCCCCAGGCGGGUCCCCAACGGGUAUUACUCCUCCUCCUCCCCCCACCACCACCACCAUCAACAGGGACAGCAAGGGAAGCCCCCGCCGCCACCCCAGCAGCAGCAGCAGCUCAGAGGUGCCAGGAAGGGCCUGCAUGAACCCUACAGUGAAACAGACGAGGACGACUGGUGCUAGCCUCACACUUGGGUUGGGGUUUUUUUUGUUUGUUUUUUUUAAACAGAAAAAAACUGAAGAAAAAACAAAUAAGAAAGAGAAAAAAUAAUACACACACACACAUAUAUAUAUAUAUAUAUAGAGAGAGAGAGAGAGAGAGAGAGAGAAAUAUAUAUUAUUAAUAAUAACUACAAUUUAAAAAAACAACAACAGAAUAAGAAAUUCUAAAUUUGCCAAGCUAUGAAAAGGAAGAAAGGGGGAAGUUUUUUUGUUUUUUUUUGUUCUGCUACCCUGUUUGGUUUUUUGGAUUGGGGGGGAAAAUGGGGUGAGCAGCUGCUGUUUUUGUUGUUGUUUUUUGUGGGGAGAGGGUGUUUUUUUAAGCAUGUAUAUAAAGGGUUAAACUCAGCGUACCUGAAGCACUGAGGGGUCCACUUCAGACCCCCCUCACCCCAAAUAAAAAAUAACCCUUCAGCAAACGUCUAGCUACUAUGCCUCUGAAAGUAAAAAAUACAAAGGAACAACCACUUCUUUCAAACCUGAACUGCUUAAUGAACUUCUUUUAGGGCAAAAAAAAAAUAAAAAAAAAAUACAAGUUUGCGUAUAUUGAUGAGUUUUAUCAUCUGCGUUUACCUUGUUAUUAAUAAUGAUGCUAUCUUGAAGAUUGGUAUUGUGACUGAGUGAGCCACUAACUCGGGAGUGUGUCUGUGUGUCUGUGUGUGUGUGUGUGUGUGUGUGUGUGUGUGUGUGGGAAUCGAGGACUCACACGCAACAACACCGAGACACUUUGUGGAGUUCACAUUCAAAAACCCUUUCUACUGUUGCCUGCUACGACGAGGAACUGGGAAAGAAAAGUUAAAAAACAAACAGUAUUUCAUAGUUUUUCUUCUACUUCUUCCUCUUCUUCAAAACAUUUGCCCGCUUGAUAAUUCUGUUGCACCCUUUCAGUAUUGUUUGAACUUUUAGAGUAAAUUACAGUGGAAUCCUGCAUGAAGAAACAAGAAAAUUCUGUGAGGGGAAAAUUAACUGCUUAUCUCUGCCGAAGUUCUCUUUCUCUGCUCGGAAAGACUGAAGAUGUUAUUUUAUUUAUGUAUUUUUUUGUUAUUGUCCCGCUGGAGGCAUGCAAGCAGAGAGACAUUUACAGUAGAUCGUGAGAUAGUGACUGGAGCCCCUUCUUAUUUAAAUCCAUCUUUCAUGAUCUAUUUUAUUUGGAAAUGUGCAUGAUAAAGUUAUUUCAUUUUCUGAAGAGGGUCCCAAACUGCAUCCAAGAAAACAGGCCCUUUCCUAAAUGAACUCUUUUAUAUAUUUUUAUGAAUACAAUACAGAUUCAAGAGCAGAGGAUUCCAGUUUUGGAGGGGAAUAUUAAUAUUUAUCGAUAUUAACAAAACAAACAUAACCAAAAGCUUCACAAUUUCCCUGCUGGAUAAAGAGAACUUCUUCAGAUUUAGAAUACAAAAAAAAAAAAGAAAUCUGUGUAGAUUUAUCUAUUUUUUUUUAACCACACUUUGAAAUGAAGCUGUCUGUCCAUUUUAUUAUAUUUUCUUUAUGUAAUAGGCUGAUCAUAUCAAGAAUGGAAUGUAUCCCUUGUGCUGUCGAUUGUGUUGCGGGUUUCAUAUGCUGUCUGGCAGCUCAGUGUGAGAAGCGCAUUGUGGAACUGUGGGGUGUUUGCUCAGGGCAGUCUAGUUUCAGCGAUGAAGCUUCAUUGCCCUGUAGAGUCGGGGUAGGGGGUCAACACCUUUUUAUUUUGUAAGAAAAACAAAAACAAACUACCCAACAAAUCUUGUAUUGUAUUCUAGAUUAUUUCUGUCAUGGCGAUUGACUAUAUCUCCACAAUGCUCUGCUACACUGGGCAUGCUUGGGUAAUAUCAUAAACCCCCAUUGUGUAUUACACCUCUGUGUCUGUCUGUCUGGCUGGCUGUCUGUCUCCCUUCCUCCCUCCAUUCAGAGAGCACACUCAGCACUUGCGUUCCCAGAGGUAAGAGUAAGGAUUUACUGUAAGGAGGCAGGUUUGAGGUCCUCAGCAUCUCGCUGGACUGGUCUGAAUGCACAGGGUUUGUUCAAGCAUGAAACCUGAAGUAUUAAACCACACAUGCACGCAGAAACCCCCAAAACAGUCUGAGAUAAGACCACUGCCGUCCCUGAUUUUCACAGCACUCUGUUAGUACACUGUCACACAUUCACAAAGAUGCUAAAAUCUUUAUUGUUAAUAUACCCUAAAAUAAAGAGCUUGUUAAAACACCAGGCCAAAUGCACGCACGCAGAGGCACUGGAUGCUUUGUGUUGACAUGCUUUUGAAGUAAUUCAAUAGGAAAUGAAAGUCAGUGAAGCAAUCGUUUAUUGGAUUUCUUGACAGUGAGGGGUCUCUUCUGCUGAAGUGCUUUGUCGUGCAAAACUCUGAAUGCUGGGGAGGUGGGGGGGCGAGCAGAGGCUACAAAAGUCUUGUUUUAGGAGUGGGUGGGGGUUGCACUUGUCUUUCUGUUUGUCUUAAAAAUGGCAGUGUCUGCAAAGAGCGAACUUCUGAAAUUCUGAAUUCCAGUGCCAAAAGAUCAGAGGUGCACCAGAAAACAAAAAAUAAGGCUUCAAACACAAAAGUUUAAUUCUUAACUCAGCCCAUUCCUGCUGGUGCCAGAGUGUGCCAGGGCCCAUAGAACAGAAGAGGUGUUAAUGAAAUGGACACCAUUGUGGUUUGGAUGAAAGGCCAGUACUGAGUAUUAAUAAUCUGAGAGACGGGGAAUCUAUACUCCCAGUUCCGUAACCUGCUUGGUUUUAUAAACCAUGGAGAGUGCUAUUCCAACUUCUAUUCUGUGUCACCCCCCACCCCCUUUCCCUUGUGCAUUAAAGCAUAGAGGGUUAGAAACAGCCCUCUUGUGGCUCCCAUACAAUCGGCAUUGUGUUGUAGCCUAUAAGGAAGCUGCAGCCAACCAGGUGAACAGAGGAAUGUGAUUUCAUAAAUCGGCUCUACAGCCCCUGCUACUAUUAGAUCUGCCUCAGACAAACCAGUUUCUCCUGCAGCCAAGUGCCAUUUAACAUCUUGGUUCUGAGGGGAGAAAAGUACUUGAUUAUUAUUACUAUUAUUACUAGAAUGAAUUAUUAUUAUCACAAUGGGUUCAGUUUAUUCUUUAAAAUAUUCUAUAUUAUUAAAAACAUAUCAGCAUGAACAAAAAAAACAUGAUUUGGAACUGAGUUAUAAAAGUGCAUUUGUUUGCUCUGUUUGUUACAACGGCCAUGCGUUACUUUAACCUGGAUGUCUAUUAUACAACGUCUCGAGACGUCUGCAUUGCCAUGAUGAUAUUGCGUUGUGUGUCCGAGAACUUGUCUAUAACACGGCCUCCCUGAGACAGUUCUGCCUUGGAUAAGGAGGGAGAAACCUCGCGGGCGUCUAUACUGUAGCGAUAAAACGGUACUAUCUGUCUAACUGCAGACAGAUCCUCUGUUUCAAAAAGGGCUUUAUUAGAACAUUCUGAAUUCUGCUGCCAAAAUAGUCAUGCAUCCUGUUACAUAAUCCAAUGCCAAAAAUGUUCAGUACCCCUCGCAGUAUACACUCUCUAUUGCACAGCAAUUUCGUGGCAUAGGUGCAGAGAGACGGGCCGGUGUGUAAAUCUGUACUACACUCUUUCCAACACAUGAAACGUUCUGUUUGAUCCAUUGCUUUUUCUCGAGACAACUGUGCUCUGGCCAUCGACACAGUGAACUUUUUAAUGGUGAGCGAGAUUGCUGCUCCUGACACUCUAAAGGUAAUACUUUUAAAAAAUGAAAUGAAUUGCCCUAAAAGCGAUUGGUCCCUAACCCUAACCCUAACCUUAAUAUUAAGGCAGGUGUGUGUGUGUGUUGCAAUUCAGAACUGAUUUAAAUCUUAAGCUCAGUUUUCAAAUUCUCUCAGCUCGCCUGUCUUUCUGCACCUGUGUCCAUUUGGCUUUGUACCUGGCCAUGGUGGGGAGAGCUCCUGAUUGUUACUACACUUUCACAGAGAUGCCAGCACACCGUGAAUGAGGGAAUGAGAUCUCAGGGUAAGGGUUAGUCAAGCAAGACCGAGUUGGAGCCUCGUUCCUAAUGCCUUGUUUCCACGGAUAACCCUCACCACCCCUCAAAACAGUCCACUGAUAUUCCAACACCAUUAUAAAGGUUUAGUCAAGGCAAGGGCACAGUUUGACACCACAUUGGACACCACAUCAUGUAAAAGAAAACAUGGCAAGCCAUGGUAAACAAUGGUAAAUUCAUGGUAAAACUGCAAAUUUACUGUGUAAAUUUACUGUGGUAAAUUGACUUUUAUAAGGGCAGACCUGAACCCAAUAUUUACUUAUUUGUAUUUUUAUCCAAUUUUGCUUGGUUACUAAUGUAUUUAGUAUCUCUUACUUUUUGAAUCUGGUUUGCUUGAUCCCUGAGUACUAUCUGGGCGUGUUCGACGAAACAAGGCAUAAGUUGCACUUAACCAACAGUGCUCUUAAAAUGAAUCAGUUUCAACUCAGUAUCGAUGAUUUUGUAAACUUUUUUUUUUAAGACGCAAUCAAAGGUUUCAGACAACUUCUCUUUUAUAAACAAUCCUAUUUGCUGACUAAAUUACGCUGGCAAUAUGCAACCUUGAAGGGUGAGAGGAGCUCAUUUUCAGGGUGUUUGACUCCCAGUUCAUUACAUUGGACUGUCUGAAGUGUACUGAGUGGAGGAGACUGCUGUGGCCGAGGCUAUGGCCAACACAGCAGGCACAGGGACGCCCUCUAACCCUUGGUAAAGUCACGGUCUGGGCGAGGUGUAGUUAAACAUGCCUGUCUGCCUCGUUUCCACUGCCUGUCCCAGGUAUAGCUGAGCUGGCCGCUCUGGGCGAGGUGUAGCUGGAGGGUGUUUCCACGGCCUGUCCCAAGUAUAGCUGAGUUGGAGGGUGUUUCCACGGCCUGUCCCAGGGUAUAGCUGAGCUGGCCGCUCUGGGAGGGUGUUUCAUCCAGACCGGCCAGCUCAGCUAUACCUGGGACAGGCAGUGAACCAGAGGCAGGGGUGUGUCUGUCUACCUUGUGAGCCGGUUCCAUUCUCCCGCGCCCCUCACUCCAUUCUGCGCUGUCCUUUAAACCGCUUCAUGUAUUCUGCUUCAUACAUAACCCUUCUUUUCUCCCUUGUGGGCAUGUUUGUUUGCUUUUUUUUCUGUGAAUUCCCAUAUCUUGAAAUCAAGUUCACAGCAUUUGGCGCCUACUCCAGGUCUAGCAUUCAAAGAUGUUUCUCACACACAUAGUUAUUUAUAUGUAUGCUUUUAACACAUUUAAAACCAAUUUAAAAAGCAUUGACUUAAACCAGCAAGGACCCCACAAUGUGGUUUUAAGAGGCACACACUGACACACAACAGGGCGGCAGAACCAUUCAUGUGUAAGGUUUGGCAGAGAUUACAGAAUUUUAAUAUAUAUGUGUUCAGAUAUGUAGCCACUAUAGCCACUAGAGGUCUCCCAUUGCCAGUGAAUAGAAGGUGCAACAGGUCAGCUGUCUGACACUUGUUAAUGGGCAAUAUAUAUAUAUAUAUAUGCUCAAAUUCUCCAGACUGCCAAUCAAUCUUUUUUUUUUUUUAACAGAUCGAGUUCUCAUGUACAAUAGUGACCUUAGUCUCACAGUCAAAAAUUGUUUGUUUCUUUGUAGCUGUCUUUUGGUUUUUCAAUUGACAACAUAUAAGAUAAAUAUGAGAAUAAAGAUGGUCACAGUCCCAAAAGAAUACUCUCUAUGAUUUUUAAUAAGAUUAAAUGAUCCUUUGUGACAAUUCUGUUUAAUGGCAAAUCUUAAAACUAGACAAGGAGUCAUGCACACCCUCUGUAUCGGGAUACCUAUUAUGUGAGUGAAGUAUCACUAAUCGGUUCAUCAGAUUUAAUCUUUCAGUAGCCGACCCAAGGCGCUAGACACUGACAAUGUAACCCUGUGGCUUCUGUGUUGUACUGCCUCUAGUAAGACUCACCCCCACCCACCUCUGCAGGAAUGGUAAAUAAAUCCCCAUUACAUCCCCACUGCAUAUCUGUUUGAGCUGUUCCAGGUUUUAAUGUGAACCAAACAGCCAAAAAAGAGACGUCUGAGUGUAUUUAACCCUUUCUCUUCCAGUCUUUAUAUGGAGACAUAUGGAACAUGCAAAUGCAUGAUGACCUCAAAAAUGGGAAACAAAUGUCAAUGAAAAAACAUAUUUAUCAUGUGUCCAAAAAUACUUCAAAUGUUUUUUGUCAGCUCUUUUCAAUAAUGAAUGCAUGAAAGGGUUAAUACAUGACACCAUUGUGUUUGCACAGCCUGGUCUCCCCUGGGCAGUAGCAGCCCCCAUUCGCACAUUUCAUAAGCGCACUAACAAACAACAUCAAGUUUUGUUUAUUAUUUCCAAUCUGAAGUGUCGCGUCACAGCUGUAACCCCCUGUACUGUUCAGGAGGCCUAAAGAGCAAACAAAUCAACAGACCCCGGCAGGUGAGGCCCAGCGCGGCUAGUCUCUGACCAGGAGGGGCCACUGAGGUGAAACUGGGCCAGAGCAAUUAUCCUCCCUUUUGGACCCCCUGACAAGCGUGUGAACUUUGUGUGAACCCCGCUUGCAUGACACGCCUCGCACUCAACAGACCGCUCAGUGAAACUGCAGGGUUAGAAACUCACACUAGCCCAGCACCUAGUCCUGGGUUUCAGAAAUACCAUACAUUAAGUAUAUUAUUGAAAUGAUUCAGUAGCCAGGAGUUUGAGCAACCCCUGUUAAACAUAUUGCUCCUUCCCUUAUAGCUGCAUGAACAACUCCUGAUAGUCAACCUACAGACACAGGUGAGACUUAUUCAAGUGUGAUCAGUUAAUUCAGAGUACUUUCAGCAGGGGCCUGAUUGUACAAAUUCCUGGGCACCUGGUCAUUUCAAUAAUUCAAAUAGUUCUGAAACCCAGGACUGGGUGCAGGGCUUGUGUAAGUUUCCAGCCCUGAAACUGGGAUUUCAGGUAACAGGUGGAUGCAGUAAGAUUUUAAAGGUAAGUGGUUCCUGCCGGCAUAGUGGGGCUCAGAUUAAAACCUGGAAUGAUUCAAAGCAAUGCAAAGGGAGUCCGCUCUUCAGCAGAACUAAAUCGGCUCUCUCUUCCCUCUCUGUCUGGAUUGAUGCCUUACUAUUGUAAACAGCCAAGUGAUUUGGUUUAAACUAACUACAGAUUAGACUGUCUCUGGCGGCAUGUGAAUUCUAUUGAAUUUCUUUAUCUAAAUGUAUUAUACAGCGCUGUUUUAAUAGGGACUGCAGCACUACUAGCAGUCCCCAGAUUGUAACUGCCGCUUCUCAAAGUUGCUGUGCUGGCAGCUUCGUUUAGCAGUAGUACCAUCAGGGCUAGUGCUCAGAAUGUAUUCAGCAGCCUCCAGUUGCUCUGCAAACCUUUGAUUGUUUUUGGCACAUUUGGUAUAUUUACCAUGCUCUAAACCUCCUCCUGCCCGCUUUAGGUUCGGUUUCACCCUGAAAUCAAAUGGGACAGUUCCAUGGUUUUUGUUUUUCUAAUCCAGACUGAUUUGCUUUGCCAGUUUGUUGUUUUCACUGUUAAUGAUUUGUACGACAUGCUGAUGAAUGCGUUCUGAUGUUAUGUGUUCUAAUACAGUACAAUGUGGGAGUGCCAGGAUUGCCUUGUCCUGCCCUGGCCACAUCUCUCAAUGUGCUUACCUGCUCUCAUCAUGAGGGAGCCAAGCCAAUGACUGUCCAGCUCUUGCAUCGUACUGCCCUCCCAGCCAGGCCCCUACUCUCAAACCCAAACCUAAAAAUACAAAAUACAAAAAUAAAACCAAUAAGAAUACAUAAAUACUAAAGAAAGGUUUAUAAAACAGUUGCAAAUCCCGGUAUAGAGGAAACAAGAGCAUGUCAGCAAUAAAUAAUAUCAUGGCAGCUGUAAAUGCUAGAAACAGUAAAAAAAAAAAAAAAAAAAAAUCUGUUACCACAAUAACAUGGCAAAAACAAAUCUCCUUUUAAAAACAAACACAUGUAUACACACGACAUCUCUCUUCUUUCUCAGCAGUUUAAACUGGCUGCCACUGCCAGACCGAGGGUGACUGCACAAGAUCAGAAUUAAGACAAACGUUUAUUACAAUGAGGAUCUAUAUCUUGGCCUCCUGGUCUAAGAAUUGGCUUGUGUUCCCUUCUGUGUGCUGUCCCAUGCUAGCCCCUCGUGGGGGGUUAGAGCAUCUGUGGGAGAAACUGUUCAGCGGGGUCUCAGAGGGCUGGAGACUGUUUUUCAAUUUCAUUAAUCUGCCAAGCCAGUAUAAACAAAAACACAUUCAGAGUGUCUUUAAAGUGUAUCAAGUUGCUGUACCAAGCAGCACUAAAAUAAACUCCUGAUGCAUGAGGAAAUGCUUUGCUCUGCCUUUGCAAAACGUCCACCCUAACCCUGGAGUUUGUAACCAACCGAUCCACGCAAAAGCAACAGAGCACACCUUCUGGUCUUUUACCAGGUUACAACAUCCGUUACAUGUAUAUGAAAGCAAUGUAUUACACUAGCAUCACAUCAUCAUUAAUAAUACCGAUGCCCCCCUCUCCAGUCCAGCAAUCCUUGAAAAACAGUCUUUAGUCGAGUUUGACAAUGCUGUGCACAUUUAAAAAUAUAUACAAAAAUGGAAACAGUUGCACGAGAUGUAAAGCUACAGUUGUUUUUUAAGAGGCCUCUGUAUUAUUUGGUUAGUAUUUAUUUAUUUAUGUAUGUAUUUUUGGGGAGGCUAUUCUUCAGUUUCAGAACAAUGGCAGUUGUCCGUGUGCGAGGACUUCAGAAUGUCUCUUCACCGUCCAGUCGACAGUUUUCUUGCUGGCCUGGAACAUGCAGAUUUUUACAUUUAAAAAAAAAUAAAAAAUAAAAAUAAAAAAGUAGGAGCCGUCAUGGAAUUAAAAAAAAUAAAAAUACAGAAAAGUAUUUACUUACAAACUGCAUGUGCAAUGUGCAUGCCACUAUAUGGGUUAUAAUGUCAUCUUCAGGAAAAGAAAAAAAUAUAUAUAGAUGUUUUUAAGGCAAUGUGUUUCUUUUUUUUCUUCUAUUUAAAACAAAAAAAACCUUUGGUAAAUUAAUGGAAGUUUGUUUGAGAUAUUUAUAUACAUAACUGUUAUUGAAAUGGUUCAAACUACAAGAUGUCAACAAGUUUCAAAACACUACAAAAUAAACCCUAAUGUGAAGUUGGAACGGAGAUGCCUGAUUCUGAUGUACCGAUACUCUGGCUACGACUUCUCUAUCGCUCUGCUGUUUCUACCAGUGCAUUUUGUAAUCCCAAACAGAAUCUUCCUAAGAAACCUGAAUAAAAUCCGAGAGUAUGCACAUG